CUGAAUACCGAUAAUUCUGGCAAAGUUGACCGAAUCGACGAAGAAUUCACGGUUGCCAGACUGUUGAUAACCAAAAUGAAAACGGAAAUCAAAGCUUUGACGCAGAAAUGCGCCCAGUUUGAUGCGUUUCAGUCGGACUACACUAAAAGAGUGGAAGACAACCAACGAGAGCUGAACGAAAGUCAUCUUCUCAUUCAACAGUAUGAGGCUAAAAUGAAAUCCCUGAUGGAGUCAAUGAAAGACGUGGAGAACAAAAAGCGGCAGCUUGAAGAAGCGAUAGAUGCGCUCAACGAAGAAUGCGCGAAACUUAAGGCGCAAGAAAAGGUGGCCGAGGUUGGGAUGACCCCGUCUUCUGAUGCUGAGGUAAAAGCAGCUUUGGAGUCGCAGUUGGAGUCGCACCGUGAGGCUCAUGCAAAACAGCUAGCUGCACUACGUAACGAAAUUGACGAGAAAAACAAAACCAUCGAGCAGCUACGACUGUAA
Molecule: messenger RNA, 483 nt
Organism: Soboliphyme baturini
Lineage: Eukaryota; Metazoa; Nematoda; Enoplea; Dioctophymatida; Soboliphymatidae
Source: the annotation of a GenBank genome assembly